AGCGUCAUGAGAGAGCUGCCAUGAGGCAAGGAGAGAUGAGGUGUCCUUCACAGUCCUCAGGGAGGGGUUGGACUGCAGGGAGACGCACGCAGAACACGUUCUUUGACGUUUUCUGAGCUCCGGCUUCGAGGGGGGGCAAGUGCCUCCUCAGGCAAGUGUUCGGGGGUGGGCUGGUUAUAAGCAACCUAUCCAGGGUAGCUCGGGGGACUUUUGCUGGAGAGCACGGCAGCUUGACACAAUGCAGGGUUGCAUGAAUUACAGACUUGGGGGUCUCUUUGCCGCCUUCAAGACCUGUCUGCAGUGGUGGGGGGCCUCACAGCCUGCCCCGGUAUGCCUCUCAAGCGCAGAGGCAUGUUGCGCGUCUCUUUAGAAAGCGCCUGCAACUAGAAAGCGCCUGGCAUGCGAGGUGCGCGCGUUAUCGACCUCUGAUCGAGCCCCAGUCCAUUGCAAAUCCACAAUGGGUCCGCCAGCGGAAGCUUUGCCUGUAGGGCCAUCCAACUUCAGUCCAAUUUCACCGGAGUCAAAUGGACCUCAGGCCGGGUGGACAAAUGAGGUUCCAAAGAGUGCACUUGCGAUGCUUCCGGGGCCGUCCCUGCCGUCGCUGCCUGCUGGGGCGCACAAGGAGAUUCUGCAGCUCAUUGCGGGGUACCUUGAGGUUUGGGGGUUGAGCUUCAAGAUUGAGAAGAAAAGCGUGGGGAAGGAUGCGGCAAGAGACCAGAGCGAGCGUCAGAGACUGGGAGAGCUGAUUUUGGACGGGAAGUGGACGGAGGCACUGCAAGCGCUGGAAGCUUUACAGCUUGGGUCACAGUGUGCGCCCCUGGUAUUCCUGCUCCGGAAGCAACAGCUGCUGGAGUGCAUCAACGAUCGUGCACAAAAGGCGGGCGAUAGUCCGCAGCUUGCGGAUGCGGUGGCUGACUCUCUGGCAGCCCUCCAGGGGCUGUCCUCGGAGCAGGAGUUUGACGAGCUGCGCUCUUUGGCAUCAGCUGUGGAUCUUCACGAUCUUCCCGCCUACGCGGACUGGACUGUUGCAAGCGGCCGACAAGAGUGCGCCCAAGCCCUUCUAAACAUCCCGACCCUCCAGGCCUUUGACACAGCCGGGACAGCUCCGGCCCCUUUCGAGGUUGUUCCUCCAGGAGCAGUGUCAACAGAGAGCCGGCUCGAGGAACUCCUGCGGCAGGCGCUCGCUUUCCAAGCUGUGAGAGCGGGGGUCUCUGUCGAGUCUGCAGAACUGCUGAGCAGGGAAGCGGGGGAGAAUGGGCACCGGUCGCCAUCUGUUAGCAGCGAGCAAGCUGUGGGAAGCAUCGUGACGGGGCUCAAGAUUGAAGUGGGGGGGCAGGACCUGGAAUCCAGCAGUGCGGGGAGCUCCUUUGAAGGCAACGGCGUUUACACUCCCACUGGCAGCACGCCGGAAGAGGAGAAAGCAAAGGGCGGCGAGAAUGGCAUCAGCGUGCCCCUCCUUGCUGACCUCAGCGUGAUCUCAGCAAACGGGCAGAGCUCGGGGGAGGUCACGCCGGGAGGGUCUGCGUUCACACUGCUGCGCGACGUCGACUGGGGUCUGGCGGCGCAGCGUGACCCGUUCGAUGUGGGAAUGCCCUCAGGAAUGGCCUUCAGAAGGACGUUCAUGGAGGACUCGUUGCUGCGCCCCACUGACGCGCCCCUGUCGCGAGCAACUAGCAUGGGGGGGCAGGAACCUAACUCUGCGGCAGGGGAUCUAGCACUGCCGGUUGUGCCGCGAGUGAAGGCGAAAGUCCACGCCGAAAAGAAGAGCGACGACGAGGGGCCUGGUUUGCGCCUGACAUAUCCAAACAAGCCAAUGAAUGGAUUGAGUGACAACGAGGGAGGGGGGAGAGAGAAGCCUAGGAGGGAAGGGGGGGGGGGGAAAAGCGGCAGGGCCAUGGGGCGUGACAGUGUCGAGCCUGGCGAGCGGAGAGGGGAGGAGCGGCUUGAGAGGGAAGACUCGUCCAAGCAGUGGGCGCGAGCCAAGUCCGAGGAACCAGACGCGGGCGUCUCCGGCCGGGUCGUCGAGCCCGAAGCGAGGCCCGAGACUAAGCCCCGCCGUGCAAGUCCCCCCCUAGAAGAGAGGUUUGGGCCAACGAUCAUGGUGACCAGCAAACCCCCCCGCUCGAGCAACCCCGCUGCCGCUAAGCCGUCUCCCGCUGCAUCCCCCCGGAUAAGCGAAGGGCUACGGGCGUCUGCGCCGGCCUCCCCGAACAAGGGCAAAAUACCCCCUUGGAACGUAGACGAGGGGGGGUCGCGAAAGGGCACGCCAAAAGGGUCGUGGUCCAAUCCGCCGUCGCCGCAUGGGGAGGGGGUAGACCCCGACGAAUACGACAAGGACGUGCGUGCACAGUAUGAGCAAGUCAAGGCGCUAUUUGAGGCGGAGAGGGCGGCGAGGGGCGACUACCGAGGGGAGCGGUAUGAGGAGGUGGGGGCGAAGUACGACCUGGGGAAUGAGCGGAAAGGAGGCGAUGCAGACCGGAGCCGGUCUAUGGAACGGGAAGUGUCUGGAGAACGGUCGUUGCACCAUUCGAAGAGCGGGCCCCUGAGCAUAGAAUCCGAAGCCUCCAGAAUACGGGUGUCGUUAGGCAGCGACCGAGUCCCCUCCCCCCGCCCCGCCAAGACGUCUCCACGUAAACCGUCAUCUAAAACGCAGGACUACGGGUCACCCUCGAUCUCCCCGUCCAAGCACCGGAGGUCCAGCUCCGCGGAGAAGCUGCACGAGGCGGCGGAACGGGUGCCGCUGCCGCGCGCGGAGAAACUAGAGCGGCCCAUCUCGCGCUCGGGCCCGCUGGAGCGUGUGCCGAGCCCGGUGCCGAAAGCGGGCGCGUUCAGUUCUGCGGCCAGCACGCCAAAGGGCAUCACGCGCAGUCCGUCGUUUAUACGGAGGGCGAGCCAAGCAGGGCGGGCGUACAGUAACCUGGAUCCAACGGCGGGCUUCGCUUCUGCGACGGUGCUCAAGGACACGCAGCCAGUGAGGACGGUGGCCUGGGACCGGGAUGGCAACUUCCUGGCCGUCGGAUCGAACUCGCGGACGCUCAGGAUCUGCCACGUGUGGGGGGUCACGGGGGAAGAGCCGGGCAGCAGGAGCAGCAGGGAGCACGCAAAAGCAGGUGUCCCCGGCGCCAAGGUGGUUGUCGAAGAGCGCGACUGGCACAUGGGCAGUGUCUAUACCGUCGGCUGGAACUGCACGGGCGGCCUCGUGGCCACCGGCAGCAACGACCAGACGCUCAAGGUCGCGUCGGUGCAGCGCGCCAAAGGCGAGGACUACGGGAACCUGUACUUCGGCAUUGCGGGCCCAGACGACAUCGGGGAGUGCACCUUCGAGGGCCACGAUGGCACCAUCCGCGAUCUGGCGUUCAGUCCUGUUGCAGAGAGCAUGGUCUUGUCGGGCGGAGCGGGCGACUUCGGCAUGCGGUACUGGGACUGCGAGAGCGGGACGGUGGUGUGCACUCUGUGGGGCAGCGCCGCGGCCAUCUUUGCGAUGCGCAUCGCGCCCGACGGGAGGACCGUCGUCACAGGGGGGGGCGAGACUACCUGCCGCGUCUGGGACCUGCGCACUGCAAGCUGCGUGCGCACGUUUGGACAGUACAACUCGCAGGUGUCGAGCUUGGCCCUCGGAUGGGACUCCCCUGGCGGCCCGCAGGUCAUUGCCGGUUUCGCUGGCGGAGUAUGCCGGGUCGUCGACUUUGCGAGCGGAAAGGAGACCCGCAAGUUGACGCACCACACAGCAGACUGCCGUAGCGUCGACGUGUCACCAGGCGGUCGGUGGCUGUUAACGGGCGGCUUCGACGGCAGCAUCGGCAUCGUGGACGCGCGCACCGGGUGGCGCGUAGCGGGCGUGUACCGGGCGCACGGCGAUAAGGUGAUUCAAUCACGCUGGCACCCGGGGGGCGUCGGCUUCGCUACCAGCAGCGCCGACCGGACUGUGCGCGUAUGGGCCCCGGCCAAGCCCACCGACGAUGGGGACUGACCGAGGUAACAUUAGCUUGUGACAACAUUGUGGAGCAACUGAUGCCAAUUCUCUGGAGCUGACAUCAGCUUACAGAGGGUCAGCGAGUGGUUAGGUAGGGUCUGUGAGUGGGGCGGUCUCUGUGCGGCGACAAGAGUUUGAACGGGAGGGGAUCCGGGAGGAUGGUGGCUUGUGUUAGGUUUUCAAAAGUCUCUGUAGGGCUUUCUUUGGCGAUUGGAAUGUCAGCUGGGAGAGUUCCCUUGGUGCGUCCUGUGCAAAUGCGCCGUAGAAGCACAUCAGGAAGGUCUCUGCCUCUCCUGAGUGCAGAUCUGAAAAGCACAUUGGGGAGUUAGCAGUAGAGGUCUAGAGCCCGCGUGAAGCCUGUUCUGGUUCUGCUCGGCCUCGGGCUUCGUUAUUGCACAAUUUUGCGGCUCCUAUCCGAAUUCCAGUGCGCCAUUGCUAGGCCGAAAAUGUAGCAUAAACAAAUGUUGUCGAUUGCUCGUGAACACGUGUGGUGAGGGAACAAGGUUAUUCGGUCUAAAGCCAGCAGCCUGCGGCAUCUCGUGUGGAGUGGGUGCAUGCCGUUGAUUGACGAACAAGAGCAAGAUUGAGGCUCAAUGUAGCUCUUUGAAGAUUGACAUUUGAGCUCGUUCCACUCAUGAUUUGGCUCGUGUUAAGAGUAAAAGUUGCUAGUGUAACAUAUCCAAAAUGCUUCAGAUUAAAAAGCAGCACUUAUUAGGGUAGACCAUCGGACUAGCUCGUAUUUAGCAAGGACUAGAGGACUUUGAGACAUUCCCUUUGCAAAGCCUUUAACAUCGCACGAUAUAAUCCACGGAGCCUGGUCCCAAU
Molecule: messenger RNA, 4798 nt
Organism: Klebsormidium nitens
Lineage: Eukaryota; Viridiplantae; Streptophyta; Klebsormidiophyceae; Klebsormidiales; Klebsormidiaceae
Source: the annotation of a GenBank genome assembly